AUGCAGGCUUUCCGCCGUAACACCGCCUCUGCCCUUCGCAAUGCUGCUGCCACGCAGCAGCGCGGAUACGCUGCCUCGGCCAGCCCGGUCUACUCCCAGACUGUCCACAACCUUCGCAUAAACGCGGAGACCAAGGUUCUUUUCCAGGGCUUCACCGGAAAACAGGGAACUUUCCAUGCCGAGCAAGCUAUCGCCUAUGGCACCAAGGUGGUUGGUGGAACCAACCCCAAGAAGGCCGGUUCGAUGCACCUUGAUAGACCCGUUUUCGCCAAUGUGCGCGACGCCGUGAAGGAGACUGGCGCUACCGCGUCUGCUAUCUUCGUCCCUCCCCCCUUGGCCGCCAAGGGUAUUGAGGAGGCCAUCGAGGCCGAAGUACCUCUGGCUGUUUGUAUCACCGAGGGUAUCCCUCAGCACGACAUGGUUCGUAUCACGGACAUCCUGAAGACGCAGAACAAGACCCGUCUGGUGGGCCCCAACUGCCCUGGUAUCAUCGCCCCUGGCCAAUGCAAGAUUGGUAUCAUGCCUGGAUUCAUCCACAAGCGUGGCCGUGUCGGCAUUGUUUCCCGGUCCGGCACCCUGACCUACGAGGCCGUCAACCAGACCACCCUGGCUGGUCUUGGACAGUCCCUGGUCGUCGGUAUCGGCGGUGACCCGUUCUCCGGCACCAACUUCAUCGACUGCCUGCGCAUCUUCCUCGAGGACGAGGAGACCGAUGGUAUCAUCAUGAUCGGCGAGAUCGGCGGUAGCGCUGAGGAGGACGCCGCCGAGUUCUUCAAGGCCAACAACAAGCACAACAAGCCGGCCGUUGGCUUCAUCGCCGGCAUUAGCGCCCCUCCGGGCCGCCGUAUGGGUCACGCCGGAGCUAUCGUCAGCGGCGGCAAGGGUGGUGCCGACUCGAAGAUCUCUGCUCUGGAGGCGGCCGGCGUCGUGGUCGAGCGCAGCCCCGCAGCCCUGGGCAAGGCGCUGCUGAACGAAUUCGUCAAGCGGGACCUGGUCUAG
This is a messenger RNA of Aspergillus heteromorphus CBS 117.55, 999 nucleotides long. RefSeq names its product succinate--CoA ligase (GDP-forming) subunit alpha. The coding region runs from base 1 to 999 and encodes 332 amino acids. The record is from RefSeq and is a predicted model, not a curated record. Gene Ontology annotation, cellular component: succinate-CoA ligase complex (ADP-forming); mitochondrion. Lineage: Eukaryota; Fungi; Ascomycota; Eurotiomycetes; Eurotiales; Aspergillaceae. Gene Ontology annotation, biological process: tricarboxylic acid cycle. The transcript is spliced from 7 exons. Gene Ontology annotation, molecular function: succinate-CoA ligase (ADP-forming) activity; succinate-CoA ligase (GDP-forming) activity.